Tripterygium wilfordii is the source of this 1735-nucleotide messenger RNA. Its product is annotated as zinc finger protein SHOOT GRAVITROPISM 5. The coding region runs from base 321 to 1517 and encodes 398 amino acids. Lineage: Eukaryota; Viridiplantae; Streptophyta; Magnoliopsida; Celastrales; Celastraceae. Gene Ontology annotation, cellular component: nucleus. The record is from RefSeq and is a predicted model, not a curated record. The transcript is spliced from 3 exons. Gene Ontology annotation, molecular function: DNA-binding transcription factor activity.
GUGGGGACUUCAAUUUUCCAAAGCAAUUUGUGUGUUUGGUUUGGUCAGCCCCAAAGACCUCUCUCUCUCUCUCUCUGCUUCUGUAGAGAGAGAGAGCGUUAUAAACAAGACUUACCUGCUCAAGGUGGUGGGGGGUCAAAUGCAACUACAAAACAUGAAAAAGCCUUAAAGAAAGCUGAUUGCAGAAAGCAAUAGCUUUUUCUUCCUCUCAAAAUACACUAUUUCUUUCUUUCUAUCAGAAAAGCUGAAAUCCACUAACUCAAAAACUUCACCACCACCACUAAAUAGUACUACUGAUUAGUUUUCAUCAAAACCCACCAAUGCUAGACAACAAAGCUACUACUCCUCCAUCUUCUUCUUUUGUACAGAACGAUCUCUCCAACAAAAGAAAGAGAAAACCAGCAGGCACACCAGAUCCAGAUGCAGAAGUUGUUUCCUUAUCUCCCAGGACAUUAUUGGAGUCAGACAGGUAUGUGUGCGAGAUCUGCAAUCAAGGUUUCCAGAGAGACCAGAACCUGCAAAUGCAUAGAAGGCGACACAAGGUGCCAUGGAAGUUGUUGAAAAGAGAGACGCAAGAAGUGAAGAAGAGAGUUUAUGUGUGCCCUGAACCAAGCUGCUUGCACCAUGACCCCUGUCAUGCUUUAGGAGAUCUGGUUGGGAUUAAGAAACACUUUAGGAGGAAACACAGCAAUCACAAACAGUGGGUCUGUGAGAGAUGCUCUAAAGGUUAUUCUGUUCAAUCUGACUACAAAGCCCAUCUCAAGACCUGUGGCACCAGAGGGCAUUCUUGUGAUUGUGGCCGCGUCUUUUCCAGGGUUGAGAGUUUCAUUGAACACCAAGAUACUUGCACUUUGAGGAGGGUGCAACCAGAUCAAUUACGGGCAUUGCAGCCAGCGUGCUCAUUCCGAACAGCUUCAAGCACUAGCCCUUCGAGCGAGGCCAACUUCCACAUAGCUCCAUCGCCAUCUCUACCAACACCAACACCAACUGAGCAGAACAAUAAUAUUAAUGCUUCUGCUUCUGAGCAUAAUUUUGAACUUCAGCUCCUACCCUCAUCAAUCGCAAACACUCCGGAUGAAAAUUUUACAACUAAUUUGAAGCUCUCAAUCGGAUUGUCAAGCCAAGGGGGGGACUUGAACAAGUCAAAUUUUGAUAAAGAUGCAUUUGAAUGCACAAUGGAAGUAACAAGACUGAAGGGUUUUGCAAGUGAGCAGCUAAAGCUGGCCGUGGCGGAGAAGGCAUACGCCGAAGAGGCAAGACAAGAAGCGAAAAGACAAAUAGAGAUGGCUGAGCUUGAAUUUGCAAAUGCGAAGAGAAUAAGACAUCAAGCUCAGGCUGAAGUUGAAAAGGCUCAUCUUUUAAGAGAGCAAGCAACCAAGAAGAUUAGUUCAACUAUCAUGCAAAUCACUUGCCAAUCUUGCAAGAAUCAAUUUCAAGCAUCAAUGUCUCCGGCCGAUGAGACCUCGCUCGCCACAAGCUACAUGUCUUCAGCCACAACAGAAGGAGAGGGAGAAUGAUGAUGAAAAACUCAUAAUACAACCAUACUUGUCAAAAAAUUUAUCCUUUUCUUUUCUUUUGGAAUUCUGGGUUUCAAUUUUCUGUGUUCUUACCAUAGUUGGGGGUGCUGAUUAUUUUGAGUAUUUGUUAAAGUGAUUGUAUUCAUUUAAUGUAUCAUCAUCAUCAUCAUCAUCAUUUGUUUGGAAGAAAAACACAAAUGCCAUAAUUGUUUUAUUUU